AUGGACCCAAUUGUGUACAAGAACAACAACAUCCUUCAGCGCCAGCGUAUCUACCAGUCGGACCUGCGCCCUGUCUACCAGCGUCUCCCUCGUUCCGGCCUUUACAUGGGUAUCUUCCAGAUCUUUUUCUGGGCUGGUAUCGGCGGUAUCACCGUUGGAGCCUUCAAUAUGAUUACGCUCGACCUUCUCUCGUAA
Malassezia globosa CBS 7966 is the source of this 195-nucleotide messenger RNA. RefSeq lists its product as uncharacterized. The record is from RefSeq and is a predicted model, not a curated record. NCBI's taxonomy places the organism in Eukaryota, Fungi, Basidiomycota, Malasseziomycetes, Malasseziales, Malasseziaceae. The coding region runs from base 1 to 195 and encodes 64 amino acids. The transcript has 3 exons.